This is a messenger RNA of Cannabis sativa, 1701 nucleotides long. RefSeq lists its product as uncharacterized. Gene Ontology annotation, molecular function: antiporter activity; UDP-xylose transmembrane transporter activity. Bases 248 to 1402 code for a protein of 384 amino acids. Lineage: Eukaryota; Viridiplantae; Streptophyta; Magnoliopsida; Rosales; Cannabaceae. The record is from RefSeq and is a predicted model, not a curated record. Gene Ontology annotation, cellular component: Golgi apparatus. The transcript has 7 exons.
UAUUCUUUUAUUUUUCUACUAUAUUCACACUGUGUAUGGUUUAACUAAACAUAAAAAAAAAAAAAAAAUAGAAAAAAGAUAUCUGGGAGAAUUUGGACUCCAACUGGUACUACUACUUCAUUCAUCUGCCUCAGUCUGUCUCAUUUCGACAUUGCCCGUCUCAUCUCUCUCCUGUCUUUCAUUUUGUCAUUUAGGGUUUUAGAAGAAAACAAAAGAAUACCCAGAAAGAGAGUGUGUGUGAGGGGGAAUGCUGUGUAGCCGUAAAAUGUUAAAUUUCUUUAUAAGAAAAGAUAUCAGAAAGAUUCUUAAGCGGAAAGACAGUGAUGCUGGUGAAAGAGGUAGAGCACUAGAAGAUUUAAGAGCCUCAAUCUUCAAUGAACUUCGCUCAUCAGACGGUGCGAAACGCCAGCAACAACGAUUAUGUGGCCCUGCGAUUGCUCUUACCUUCAAUUUUGUGGUUGCUGUUGGCAUUAUUUUUGUGAAUAAAUUGGUGCUUAAAAAUGUUGGAUUUCAUUUUCCCAUACUCCUUAGUUUCAUUCAUUAUAUUGUAAGCUGGCUAUUGAUGGCCAUUCUAAACGCAUUCUCUAUCCUCCCUGCAUCUCCCGCAAAAUCAACCCGUUCGUCUACUUUAUUCGCUCUUGGAUUUGUUAUGUCCCUAUCUACUGGCCUUGCAAAUGUCAGCUUGAAGUACAAUAGUGUGGGUUUCUAUCAAAUGUCCAAGAUAGCAGUUACACCAUCCAUAGUUCUGGCUGAGUUUGUACUCUAUAAGAAGAAAGUUUCUCUCUUUAAGGUUCUAGCACUUGCAGUAGUAUCUAUUGGUGUUGCUAUUGCAACUGUAACAGAUCUACAAUUCCAUCUUUUUGGUGCUUGUAUUGCAUUAGCAUGGAUAAUACCGAGUGCUGUAAAUAAGAUCCUAUGGUCUAGUCUACAGCAGCAGGAGAAUUGGACAGCUUUAGCGCUUAUGUGGAAGACAACACCAAUCACCUUGUUUUUUCUGGUUACAUUGAUACCUUGGUUAGAUCCACCUGGUGUACUCUCCUUUGAUUGGAACCUUAUCAACACAAGUGCAAUUCUCAUGUCUGCUUUUCUUGGUUUCUUGCUUCAGUGGUCAGGAGCUUUAGCACUUGGGGCUACGUCUGCUGUUUCCCACGUUGUUCUUGGCCAGUUCAAAACAUGCGUCGUUCUUCUUGGAAACUUCUACCUCCUUGGUUCCAAUCCCGGUCUAACAAGUAUCGGUGGUGCAUUUACGGCUAUUGCUGGUAUGACUGUAUACACUUACCUCAAUUUGAAAGUACAGUCAACUAAAGCAUCAUCUAGACAAACCUCCUUGUUACCCAAGUCCAAACUCAGUAAAGAGAACAGUGGCGUAAAUGAUGGGAAUUACGGUAGGGAAUCUGUUUAACAAACAAAUUUUUUUUGUCUCCGUACACGAUAAAAAUAAAACUUAUCCACUAAUUUGUCAUUGUUUGAGUUGACUAUUUAUAGAUUGAAAAUUAGUUAAUCUGAUUUAGAUAAGUGCUCUUCAAUUUUGUGUUAAUACCACAAGAGUGGUAUGGUGUUACUUGUGAGUUUCUGGCAAUACCUUUUUUCUAGGGGCACCUUCUGUAGAUUGUUACGGCACAUGGUGUUGUAUUCACCCUGGAUUGAGCAUUGUACAUAUCAAUAGCCAUUGCAUUAAUUUAUUUCUUCUAACUUCUGCUA